Brachypodium distachyon (stiff brome) is the source of this 885-nucleotide messenger RNA. Its product is annotated as ethylene-responsive transcription factor 2. The transcript has a single exon. The record is from RefSeq and is a predicted model, not a curated record. Bases 1 to 885 code for a protein of 294 amino acids. Gene Ontology annotation, biological process: ethylene-activated signaling pathway; regulation of DNA-templated transcription. Lineage: Eukaryota; Viridiplantae; Streptophyta; Magnoliopsida; Poales; Poaceae. Gene Ontology annotation, molecular function: DNA binding; DNA-binding transcription factor activity.
AUGGAGACUCCUCUGUGCUACGACGAAUACAGCAGCAGCAGCAGCAGCAGCUACUACGUGUACAGCGACGACGACCGGGUCGCCUACACAGAUCAAACACUAGUACAAUACGGCCUCCCUCAGCCACCAUUAUCUCUUCAAUAUCCCAAUUCCUACCAUGACCACCAAUCACUGUCGUCGUCGUCGUGCCAUUACGACGGAGACCAAUACUACUCCAUGGCGGCCUCUUUCCAGCACCAGCAGCAGCUCCAUUUCGGCGACAUGGACCAUUUCAGCGCCCUCAUGGAAGCCACCUCCAUUUCUUCCACCUCCACUCGAUCUCCACAUCCAGCACCAGACGCCAGCUGCUACUCAUGGGACGCCACUGCGCCGCCAGCGGUAGAAGCACCGGAAAGAAGCAGCAGCAGCUCCUCCGUCGUCACCAGCACCGGCGGCGGCGGCGGCGGCGCGCCGGAUCUGAUCGGGGUGCGGAAGCGGCCAUGGGGAAAGUACGCGGCGGAGAUCCGGGACUCGACCCGGAACGGCGCCCGGGUGUGGCUGGGCACCUUCGACACGCCGCACGCCGCGGCGCUGGCAUACGACCAGGCGGCGCUGGCCCUGCGUGGCCCGGCCGCCGUGCUCAACUUCCCCGUCGGCCGCGUCCAGGACUCCCUCGACGGGCUCGGUCUCGGGGGAGAAGACUCGCCUGCUCUGGCGCUCAAGCGGCGGCACUGCAUCAGGAAGAGGAACCCCAAGAACAGCAGCAGGAUGCCGGCCGCGGCGAGGAGGCAGAAUCGGGAGAAGCUGCAGGAAGCCGCUGCCGCUGCGUCGUCGGCGUGCGUGCUGGAGCUCGAGGAUUUGGGAGAAGACUACCUCCAGGAGCUGCUCGCCUUCUGCGAUCCAUGA